Thlaspi arvense is the source of this 1416-nucleotide messenger RNA. The record is from the annotation of a GenBank genome assembly. Lineage: Eukaryota; Viridiplantae; Streptophyta; Magnoliopsida; Brassicales; Brassicaceae.
AUGGAUGAACUUAUCUCUUCUUCACCCCAAAAUAUUCAAGAACGCCUCCAAUUCAUGAUUCAAAGCCAAAGCCAGUGGUGGGUCUAUGCCAUCUACUGGCAAGCUACAAAAGACAGCAACAAUGGGUUUCUUCUCUCCCUGUGUGAUGGCCAUUUUCGAGGCACCAGAGAAAUGGUGUCUAAACUGGCAAGCAAUGGGCAUGACCAACAAAAGUCCGGGUUUGAUAUGGGAAAAAGGAAAGUGGCGAGAGGGAUUCAAGCACUUUUUGGGGAUAACUCUGACAUUGAUCGUCUUGUUGAAGGGGACGUCACUGAUCCUGAAUGGUUCUACAUGGUGUCUGUGACCAAAACGUUUGUAGCCGGAGACGACAUACUUGGGCGAACUUUCAGUUCGGGUGCUUAUGUUUGGCUAACGGGCGAGCACGAGCUCAAGUACUACGAGUGCGAGAGAGCUAAAGAAGCUUAUUCUCACGGAAUUCAGACUUUAGUUUGUAUUCCUACUUCAAAUGGUGUGGUUGAACUGGGUUCGUCGGAAAUUAUUAAAGAAGACUGGGGACUAAUGCAACUGGCCAAGUCUCUUUUGGGCUCACAUGUCGAAGCCAGCAAUUUGGCGCCGAAGCAUCCUGCUGCAGAUCAAAUUCACUUCCUGGGUGUUUCGGGAUCAAUUGGAGCAAAUCAUUUUCGGCCUACUGGGUAUGAAGACUCCAAGCGAAAAUCAUCGUCAGACUCGGGACCUAAUUCGGAUUUUGAAGGCUCAAUGUUCUUGGAAUCAGCAAGGAGCAUUCGAGGAAAGAGAGGAAGGAAGCCUGCGGCGAUUAGUAGCGGACCAGAAGCAACACAGGCAAACCACGUGGAGGCGGAGAGGCAGCGGAGGGAGAAGCUCAACCAUAGAUUCUACGCGCUUCGCAGCGUGGUCCCUAACGUAUCAAGGAUGGAUAAAGCAUCUUUACUCUCAGAUGCUGUCACUUACAUAAAAGAGCUGCGAGCGAAAAUAGAGAAAUUGGAGGCCAAACUGAGAGCGAAAUCAAAAGAAGUAGCCAAGAUAUCCAUGGCGAGCAGGAGCAUUGGGCAUGGAGAGCUGUACCCUGACAACCAAAGCCCGUCAAUUAGCUUGGAUUAUGUUCCUGCGUUAAGGAUGUCAUCUUCGUCUAACUGCUAUGGGUUGGGCAUGAACCCAUCAGAGGACGUAGACGUUAAGAUUAUAGGGUCGGAAGCUUUGAUUAGAGUGCACUGUCAGGACGUCAACUGCCCGCCUGCGAGACUCAUGGAUGCUCUCAGGGACCUUGAUUUUUCUAUCCAUCACGCCAGCUUCUCCAAGGUCAAGGAGCUUAUGCUUCAAGACGUGGUGGUUAAAGUUCCCGAUGGGUGCACAAGCGAGGGCUUGAGAUCUGCUGUUCUUAGAAGGCUUCAGUUUUAA